UUCAUCUAAAUCUUCAAUGCUUUCAUCAUUCAUUAUUUAUUAGUAAUCGUUUUCUUCUUUAGGCUAAAUAUAAUUUAUUUUUAAUUUUUCCGAGUUUAAUUAAUUCAUUGCUUUUGUAAUGUGUUUAAAUAAAUUUCUUUCCAUUACUUAUUCUAAGUAUUCAGUAUCGUUUUCACUUAUAGCUUGUAAUGUAUUAGUGUAUAUUUAAGAAAAUUAUGAGUACAUUCCUUAUCCUAAAAAAGUUUCAGAUUAGGUAAUUGGAAUUAAAUUAUUUAAAAAUAAUUGAUUAUUCAGACUAUAGGAAAGGCCUUUGA
Ichthyophthirius multifiliis is the source of this 314-nucleotide messenger RNA. RefSeq lists its product as hypothetical. The record is from RefSeq and is a predicted model, not a curated record. The transcript has a single exon. The annotation marks the transcript as partial. NCBI's taxonomy places the organism in Eukaryota, Ciliophora, Oligohymenophorea, Hymenostomatida.